AUGCCCUUAGGAAUGAAUACAUUGAAAGAGUUGGACUUGUCAAGGUGCUCAAAGGUAUCUGAUGCUUGUAUCAAACAUAUAGUGACCAUUGAAGGCUUGGAGAAGCUGCACUUAUCUGAGACUGGGUUGACCGACAAUGGAGUGAUGACCAUUUCUUCACUAACAAAUCUACGUUUGCUAGAUUUGGGGGGAAUCCAUAUGAUAGAUAAAGCCCUGAGGUCUUUACAGGUACUGACACAACUAGAGCAUCUUGAUAUUUGGAGUAGUGAAACUACAAAUGAAGGAGCUUCUGUUCUUAAAGCCUUUACAAGAUUGAGUUUCGUGAAUCUUUCGUGGACACAUGUCACUAGUUUACCAGUUCCUCCGACCAUUCGGCGUCUAAACAUGAGCAACUGCGCUACUAGUUCUAUCUGUGAUGGGGAUUCUGAAGUUCCUGUCCCUCUGGAAAACUUUAUUGUCUCCGCAGCUUCAUUUGGCAAUAUGGAUGAAGUAUUUUCUAGCAUCCAAGCAAGCUCACUGUCCUACUUGGAUAUGUCUGGUUGUUGUUUAAGCACCUUAUCUUUCAUGGAGAAGAUGAGAAAUCUAGAGCAUUUGGACCUUAGCUUGAGCAGAAUAACAGAUGAUGCAAUUGAACAUGUUGCGAAAAUUGGAAAAAACUUGAAAUAUUUGAGCCUCAAGAAUACUGGAGUAACUUCUCAGGCACUAUGUGUUCUGGCAGGCACUUCGCUGUCCUUAGCUCAAACAAAAAUUGAUGAUUCUGCUCUAGCAUAUAUCAUUAUGGUGCCUUUGCUCAGAACAAUAGAUAUAAGCCACACAAGUGUCAAAGGUCGAAACACGGAGAAAAUGUUGUCUUUGUCUGCGUUUGAGCAUCUCAAAUACCUGGAAAGCCUAAAUCUGGAGGAUACACCACUAUCAGCUGAAAUCAUACCUCCUUUGGCAUCCUUUACAGCGUUGAAAUAUUUGUACCUGAAAAGUGAUUUCUUGUCUGAUCCUGCCUUGCAUGCCCUGUCUUCUGCCUCUAAUUUGAUACAUCUUGGGUUCUGCGGGAACAUAUUGUCCAGCUCUGGGCUUCUACAAUUUGUACCCCCUCCGAAGCUUGUAUUGAAUUUAAGUGGCUGCUGGAUCUUAACAGGAGAUGCUAGUUCAAUAUUCUAUAGGUGUCAUCCUAUGAUUGAAGUAAGGCAUGAGCUCAUGCUGGAUCUUAAGGCAAAUCAUGUUUCUACUUCCCAACUUCAUAAACAGGAAUCUCAACAGAUUAAAGCAAAAGUUGCAAACAGCCCAAGUAGGCUUCCCGAUAUCUGCAUUGUAGAUGAAAGGAUAAAAUACAGCAAGGAAGAAUUGAUGGAGCUGCAAUGCCUCGCUGAAUCAAAUCUAGUGAUGCAUGGUGUGCAGCUUCCACCAGAACUGCGAAGGAUCGAAUGAUACGAAGUUUUGUUAUACCUUAAUUUCUCAUGCACUUACUGCAAGCUUGUCAUUUACCAGAGUCCAGUUAUUUUCUUUUGGAACGUGACAAAUUUUUGAAAGGGAAAGAUGUGUCAAUUGAGAGUUAAUCAUACGGUAACAUCAGCGGAAAAGAUGGCUGGUGGUUGUAUCUUUCCCUCUACGGCAAAUUGGCCUAAGAAAUAGAUAGCAUAUUUUGGAUGCUGUU
This is a messenger RNA of Phragmites australis (common reed), 1648 nucleotides long. RefSeq lists its product as uncharacterized. The record is from RefSeq and is a predicted model, not a curated record. NCBI's taxonomy places the organism in Eukaryota, Viridiplantae, Streptophyta, Magnoliopsida, Poales, Poaceae. Gene Ontology annotation, molecular function: protein binding.